Messenger RNA from Lithohypha guttulata, 1146 nucleotides. RefSeq lists its product as uncharacterized. The transcript has a single exon. The record is from RefSeq and is a predicted model, not a curated record. Lineage: Eukaryota; Fungi; Ascomycota; Eurotiomycetes; Chaetothyriales; Trichomeriaceae. Gene Ontology annotation, cellular component: mitochondrion. Bases 1 to 1146 code for a protein of 381 amino acids.
AUGCCUCCAUCCAGGCCUCUUCCAACAGUCCAUCGGUCUGUCGAGCUCAUCCCAUCAUCGGAUCCAACAAGCAAUGUCAGAGUCAAUCAGACCGCCGCAGUACCUCCCAUUCCCAGAUCUGGCACCUACACACUCAUCCGCAUCCUCAACACUUCUCUGAAUCCAGUUGACUACAAACUCGCCUCUCUUCCACAGCCUCUGCCACGCCUACUUGUUGGUGCCUCACCUCACACUCCAGGUCUGGACUUCGUCGGACGUGUCUGGGACACGAACGAUUCCCGCUUGAAGGGUGGUGAUAUUGUAUGGGGUUAUGUUAGCGGCUCCAGCCGAGAUGGCGCUGCUGCAGACUUUCUCGUCGUGAAAGGUCAGGGCUGGGGUGGUAAGAUUCCAGAUGGAUGGCUAGAGAUGAGCUCAAGAACGGGAAGGUCAUUAGCCGAAUUCGGAGCUUGUGGAGUGGCUGUCUAUUCGGCCUUACAGCCUCUGUUGUCCGGUGACUUGGGAUUCUCCAGAACUUGGAAGGCUGGUGGCUCGAACCGAGCUUCUGGCAAAGGAGGAAAAGUUUUCAUCAAUGGUGGCAGUGGAGGAGUAGGAACAUUCGCUGUACAGCUAGCGAAACAUUGUUUCGGCUGCGAUGCUGUCGUGGCGUCUUGCUCAGGCGCAAAUGCAGAUCUAGUGAAGAGCCUGGGCGCCGACGAAGUCAUUGACUACCGAAGCGUGAACGUGGUGGACGCCCUCAAGCAAUACGUCGCGAAGAAUGGGGAAUUCGAUCUCGUAGUCGACAACGUCGGCAGCGUGGACCUCUACUGGAACUCUCACCACUUCCUCAAGAGCGGCUCUGCAGGUGGAAAGUUCAUCAUGGUAGGCGCGACAAUCAGCCUGCAGACCAUGAUAGACAUCCCCAAGAUGCUGCUAUGGCCAACCGUCCUCGGUGGCGGCAAGCGCCCUGUAUCCUUGUUCGCUCUGAUUGCCGUACCUCCUGAGCAGCACGACAUCGUCGGUCAAUGGAUGGUAGAAGGAAGACUCAGGACUGUCAUCGAAGACGAGAACCGCUUUGAAUUGACAGAUAUACAGAAAGCGUUUCGGAAACUGCAAGGUGGUCGAACACGAGGCAAGAUUUCGAUACAGGUCAAUGAGGAUGGAAGGUAG